Liolophura sinensis is the source of this 1924-nucleotide messenger RNA. Its product is annotated as beta-1,3-galactosyltransferase 1-like. Gene Ontology annotation, biological process: protein O-linked glycosylation. Lineage: Eukaryota; Metazoa; Mollusca; Polyplacophora; Chitonida; Chitonidae. The coding region runs from base 646 to 1728 and encodes 360 amino acids. The transcript has a single exon. The record is from RefSeq and is a predicted model, not a curated record. Gene Ontology annotation, cellular component: Golgi membrane. Gene Ontology annotation, molecular function: hexosyltransferase activity.
GGAUCGAUUCUAGCCCCAGACGAAUCAGUUAGGCGUACAGAGAAGGGGUAACAGCAACAAACGCUUAUUGCUGCUCUAGUCAAGUCAGUCGAUCAGAGGCAACGGACCACAUAUACUCUUCUGUUAUAACAUCUCUAUCCAGUCGCGGCAGAGCGAAUCUGUUUUAAGUCGCUGACAGUCAACCGCUUCAUGGUGUAUAUAUAGCUGGGCGCUGAAGUUUUAGGGAGAUUUGCCGCGCAGUGUUAUAGUCAGCCGUCUGAACUUUGCGGCAAUGUACGACUUUGCAUGCUUGAGAUGCACUUCCACGUGCCUGCUACAUUGCAAUAUUAGAAUCAAAGCUAGGACACAAUGUUACAAAUGAGAAUGGAAUGGUUACCGGAUAUGAGAUAGCCGUCUUCAGAAUGGAACCGUGAUAAGAGUUGCAGACCGCCGGUGCCUUUAAUACCAUUGCGAGAUUCGCAAUGCACCCAGUAUUGCGGCUGAAAUCUCUGCUAUGAGAACCAGCGAGCAAGCAAGGAGUUGCAAAAGUGUAUUGAGAUGAACUGGUUUUUCAUUCCUACGGUAUCAGAGAGUUUAUUGCCAGAGAAAACAGCAGGGUUAUAAUUUUGACACUACGGAAUGGUUACCAGCUAACUUGUGAUAACAAUGAAGACCUGGAAAUGCAUUAGGCGCGUGACAGCUUUUGUUCUCGGAUUUACAUUGUUAUACAUGAUUCUGGAAUUACAUUUCAACCCUGGUCAACGACCAGGAAACAGAAUACAGGAAAAAAAGGGAGAACAGUUUCAAACACUGCAAGCGAAAGUCUCAAAUUUCCAGCUGCUAAAUAGUGUUUCGUCUUCAGUGAUGGUAAGAAGUAACAAUUUGAGCGAUUACAUUCGAUCAGUAUUUUGUAACAAAGAUACUGCCCCUUUGAACAUCUCUUCUCCCAAACUUAUCCCGAAUGGGGAAGAGAUCGCUGGCAAAGAUGUCAUUGUUUUAGUGAUCUCUUCUCCAGUACAUUCUGAGCUCCGGGAAGCCAUUAGGCGAACUUGGGCAAACAGCAGUGUGGCUGGAGUAGCUGUUAUCUUUGUACUGGGUCUUCACUGGGAUAUUUACUGGAACACGGUGCUCACAAGCGAACACGAACGGUACGGGGAUAUUCUACAGCUGUUCACCCCGGACACCUACCGGAACCUGCCGGAAAAGAUACUGCUGGGCUUUCAUUGGGUGAUGGACUCCGUUCCACGUAUAAAGUAUGUGGUCAAAUCAGACGAUGAUGUGUACCUCCACCUGCCCAGUGUGUUCUCUGUGGUGAGAAAUGUCUCAGUUGAUGUUAUUGUUGGUGCUUAUAACCCUCAGUCUAUCGUUUCCCGGAACAUUAAAGACGAAUGGGGCGUGUCUAAGGACGUCUAUCUGCCGGACUAUUUCCCGCCUUACGUUUCUGGCGGAAGUUACCUAAUGUCUGCUCAAGUGACCAGACGGAUAUUCACCUCAGUGUCCAGAUGUCGCCGUCUCCAUAUUGAGGACGUGUUUAUCACAGGUGUUUUGGCGGUAACUGCUGGGUUGGGACAUCUGCCUCACCCUGGAUUCUCCUUCUGGGGGACCCCUAAAGCUCAGCCGUGUGACAUGAAGGCGGGUAGAGUGAACAGUGUUAACAUGGGAGUUAAACAGAUUUAUAAAUUACAUAACGGAUUGUUAAACCUGGACCUUAAAAAUGAAAAGAAUAACCAUGUAUGCAAGUUGAAAUAAAUGCUGGGUUGUUUGGAUAUUGUUAAUUCAUGUUGAUUAUCACAUUCUACAAACUUAAAGUUUUAUUUUGUUUGCAAAAUAACGCUCCCAGGGAGAAUUUCCCACCUUACAAGCGUGGUUUUCACUACGCUGAACAUCAGGAAUCGCAAGAUUGGUGGUUUGGUAGAUACUACUUUUAAACGCCAAAAUCCAUAAC